Messenger RNA from Suillus plorans, 1066 nucleotides. RefSeq names its product kinase-like domain-containing protein. Gene Ontology annotation, molecular function: ATP binding; protein serine/threonine kinase activity. Lineage: Eukaryota; Fungi; Basidiomycota; Agaricomycetes; Boletales; Suillaceae. Gene Ontology annotation, biological process: peptidyl-threonine phosphorylation; peptidyl-serine phosphorylation. Bases 137 to 1066 code for a protein of 309 amino acids. The transcript has 4 exons. The record is from RefSeq and is a predicted model, not a curated record.
CAGCCCCAGCCCUAGGCCUAGUAGUGCGGUCCAACCGCAACCUGUUGCACCUGUGUCCGAUACACUUCAGCCCCACAGUGCUGUCGAUACUUCCGCAAGUUCAGUAGCCGACACCUCUAAAGUGAGGCAUGAUUCAAUGAGUAAGGUUCUCUCCAAAAAAUAUCUCGCGUGGAUUAAUAUAUUGUAUCAUGCAGGCAAACGAGAUUCUGCAUCUCCACAACCAGAUGAUAGUAUCUUUGAACUUGCUAAUGACGAGGACGAUGAAGAUGUUCGUGCGAAGAUGCAAGAUGGUGCACCAGAUCAGAUAUCUGCUGCCGACUAUGACCCCAGUCUAGAUCGCCGAGAGGAUGAACAAAGGCGAGUCCUCAAAGACGAACCCAUGGAUGUAGAAACUAUUGAGGAAGAGGAGGAAGAUGAAGAAGAGGACAAUGUCGAUGACAUGUUCGCAGCAGCUAUAACCGAGAAGAAGCGAAAGAAAGUCAAGAAAGUUGUUAAAAAUGCAGCACCCGCCCUUAUCACAACGACGUUAGACUCCGCCUCAGAUCAUGAGGAUUAUUACCAAGUUAUCCUUGGUGAGCAACUUGAUGGUGGUCGGUACCAGGUCUUCUCUUCUCUUGGAAAGGGAAUGUUUGCCAAUGUUGUCCGGGCACGCGUUCUUCAAGAUGCAGAAACCGGCAAAGAGGUGGCUAUCAAAAUCAUCAGGAGUCAGGAAUCUAUGCAUCGUGCUGAUCUAAAGGAAGUGCAGAUAUUGAACAAGUUAAAACAGGCUGACCCAGAAGACAAGAAGCACAUCGUCCGGCUAGAGAGAACUUUUGAACACCGCGGACACCUUUGUAUUGUGUUUGAGUCCAUGAGCAUGAACCUUCGAGAUGUUGUGAAGCGCUUUGGAAAGGAUGUCGGUCUGAACAUCAAGGCCGUCAGAGCUUAUGCACACCAACUUUUCCUUGCGUUAAGUCUUCUCAAGAAAGUCAACAUUAUGCAUGCAGACAUCAAGCCUGACAACUCAUUGGUGAGAUUCGAUUUAGCUCUGGCACCUGUCGAUUCACUAACGACAAAUUCAAGUUAA